This is a messenger RNA of Cuscuta campestris, 1270 nucleotides long. Lineage: Eukaryota; Viridiplantae; Streptophyta; Magnoliopsida; Solanales; Convolvulaceae. The record is from the annotation of a GenBank genome assembly.
GACAGCGAAACUUAAGCCACUAUCCUGAUGGAUCUUCGAACUUUCUUCGAUAUUUUUUAUCAUUUCGUAUUGUGAUUAUCGUAAACUCGUUUCAAUCUAUCCCCUGAUCAACAACGAUCUCUGAGAUACCCCGUAGUAUUUAUCUUCCGCUGCAGAAAUUGUUCGCCCCUCAAUUUAUGGUUAGUGAUUUGUAGGGUCUGCUAAUUUCAAGCUUUUCUAGUCAUGACGUCUUGGCUCAAAGCAGCAGAAGAUUUGUUGGAAGUAGUGGACAGGAAGGCAAAGCUUGCUGCUGGUGAGAUUGGGGAUGAGCAGCCUAGUUCUCAGGCAUCAGCUCCCAAUGGACAAGGAUCUCAACCAAAGAGAUCAAAGCCAAAAAAGAAGCCUCAAAAGCGAGUUUCCUCCCAUGAAACAUCUGAUGCACUUGAUAUUGAAAGAAAACAAACUUACAAAGAAAUGCCAGAGUCAGAUAUGGAUAAAGAUAGAGAUAAUGCCAUUCUGCUUGUUGAAAAUAGUCAGACACGUCCAGACAGUUUUAGUGACAAAGCUACCAAUAAAGAGAACCAAGAUGUGGAUACAUUUGAUACUUCAUUGGAUGCUCCUGUAUUUGAAACGAUCUCCAAUAAUGCUACGAGUAGUGUUUAUAACAUGGAAGCAGAAGCAGGUGGAAGUGAUGUAAAAAAUAUACCCUUGAGAUCAAAUCAUAAUCAUACACAUGAAAAUAUAUUAGAAGUUCAUGAAGGCACUCUUCCACAAAAUGCUUCUAGUGUCGUCAAUGAUAAUACCUUACACAAUGUUGGACCAGUUGAGCCAAGCCACUCCACUGUCCUUGAUGAUGCAGAAUCACCUGAGAACAAUGAGCAUGGAGGACAUCAAUCUGUAAGUGGAGAUUAUCUUGUUAAAGAUGAUAAGCGGAUAGAGGAUAGUAGUACCUUGGCUGAAAAAGGGUCAGACCUAAACAAGCUUCCAGUUCAAAAAAGUAAUACCACUUCCAGUUAAGUGGAAGACCAACUCAACGAGGUAAAGGAUACAAUAAUAUUAGCUGUGGGUGUUUUUUGUCUUUGUCACGUGGACAUUUUAGAAAUAUUUCUGUAUUAAUUCAGGCUCAAUGCUUGCUUAAAAAUACAAGUUCUACUGGUCAGUCAAAGAGGCACGUUUGGCUCGGGUAUUUCAUCAUGCAACAGUAUUACAUAAUUUUUUUCCACAUUUCUUUUUUUGUUUGUCCCGAAAAAGGUUCGACUUUCAUUUUGAAGAAUGAAAUGCGUGACUCUUA